Molecule: messenger RNA, 441 nt
Organism: Dibothriocephalus latus
Lineage: Eukaryota; Metazoa; Platyhelminthes; Cestoda; Diphyllobothriidea; Diphyllobothriidae
Source: the annotation of a GenBank genome assembly
AUGUAUCCACCCAAAAAUAGACAAUUAUCCAUAAAUGUCAAGCUUUGUUUUUGCAUCCUUUUUUCAUAUUGUUAUGUCUCCUUUCUUCCGGCAGAUUUGGGACCCUGGCUGACGCUUCUGACCCCCGCAAUCGGCGCGCUAGCUGGUUGCAUCUCAAAGACAGCCGUCUACCCCCUGGACCUCGUGAAGAAACGUUUCCAGAUUGUGGGUUUUGAGGAAGCUCGCAAGCCCUUUGGGAAACUGCCCAACGUGAAGUUAGAAGCGCCGUUCAAAUUCACAACGGGCCGUGUGUUGGUUGAAAUCUGUCGUACUGAGGGCUUUCUGGGUCUCUUUAAAGGUUGGCUGCCGUCCAUGCUGAAGGCUGGAGUGAGCACGGCAGCCACGUUUACCUUCUUCGAAAUGUACAAGGAACUUAUUGCCUCGGGUCAUUUUAAAAUAUAA